AUGAAUGGAACAUUGUCAAACCCAUUCAACAUUACAUACCCGACGGCCGUACAGUCGUCACUCGACGCCUAUGCUUCGUUCGCGCGUUUUGACCCUUCUGGGCGGUUCGUUGCAGCAGGAAGAUCAGACGGCUCAGCAGUCAUCUGGGACCUGGACACCAAGGCGGCCAUCCGGCACCUCGAGGGUCAUGUCAAGGGUGUCACUAGCGUAGACUGGUCGCGUAACUCGCGCUACGUGCUGACCUCGUCGAAGGACUGGAACGUCAUUAUAUGGGACCUUGCGUCGGACACCGAGCCUGUACGCCGCCAAGUACUGCGGUUCGACGCACCUGUUGUGUCGGCGUCGUUCCACCCUCGGAACAGUAAAAUUCUACUCGUGUUAUUGGGAAGCGGAGAGGCGUACGUUGUUGACCUCCGUAGAGAAUACAGAGGCCGCUUCGAGUUGUGUGAAGUACAAGACGACAGCGACGAGGAGGGGCAAAUGAGCAAACAAAGAUCCGCAAUGACAGUAGCUCGCUUUGACCCCUCUGGGAAACACGUAUUUAUUGGAACAACAUCGGGCUCAAUCCUCGUUUUCAAUACACGCACCAAAUCGAUGGUAGCACGUCACAAAAUAUCUGGUGCAGGAAUUAUGCGAGGUCUUGACUUUACAAAGAGUGGACGCCGCCUAGUCACAAACUCGUCGGACCGCACUCUCAGACAGUUCAACGUACCCUCGUAUGCCCCUCCGACGGCAGAUCGAGAGUAUAUCGAGCAGGAGCUCGAGCCAACACACCGCUUCAACGACCCCAUCAACAAAACAGCGUGGCACGCCAUGUCGUAUAGCCCUGAUGGCGAGUGGCUAGCAGGUGGUGCUGCCGAUAAUGCGGCUCACAAGAUAUACAUAUGGGAUAUAUCUAACGAGGGCCAAUUUGCCAGCGCGUUAGAUGGUGGUCGCGAGCCGCUUCUAUACCUUCACUGGCACCCACACAAACCCGCAAUUGCGUCUACGACGAACCAAGGCAACAUCCUCAUAUGGCACUGCCCGACACCUGAGCGGUGGGGUGCAUUCGCUGGCGGAUUUGAAGAAGUAGACGAGAACGUCGAGUACGAGGAGCGAGAGGAAGAAUUUGACAUAGAAGAAGAGAGCGAGCUCGCGCUGCGCAAGAUGAAAGCAGAGGAGCAGGAAGUAGACAUCGACGGAUUGACCGAUGAUAAAGACGAGGUAGCGAGAAGGAAUGAAUUGCAGAGGAAUGAUGAGGACGAUGAGGAUGUUGCGUGGGCGACGGAAGAACCGGACGAGGACAUCUCUGACUGGAGGAUGCGAAUACAAGUUGAGGACGAGUCGGACACUGCGAUAUAG
Sparassis crispa is the source of this 1341-nucleotide messenger RNA. RefSeq names its product Set1 complex component swd1. The coding region runs from base 1 to 1341 and encodes 446 amino acids. Gene Ontology annotation, molecular function: protein binding. The record is from RefSeq and is a predicted model, not a curated record. NCBI's taxonomy places the organism in Eukaryota, Fungi, Basidiomycota, Agaricomycetes, Polyporales, Sparassidaceae. Gene Ontology annotation, cellular component: Set1C/COMPASS complex. The transcript has 10 exons.